AUGUCCGAGGUGCGGCCGCCCCCGCUGCGGGCGCUGGGCGAUUUCCUGCUGGGCCCCGCGCGCCUGGCGGCCCCGGACCCGCGCGAUCCGCAGCGCUGGAGGAACCGGGUCCUCAACAACCUGCUCUACUACCAGAGCAACUACGGGCUGGGGCUGGGGCUGGCGCUGCUGCUGGGGGGGUACUUCCGGCCCCUGCACACCCUGCUCUCCGGCUCCGCCGUGACCCUCGUCUUCGUCGCCUUCGUCUGGGCGGCUGAGAACAAGGCCCCGAUUCGGCGCUUCCGGCGCAGCUACCCCGGCGCCAGCCUCCUGGCCGUGCUGGGGAGCGCCUACGGCCUGGUGUCCCUCUUGGGGGGCUCGGGGGUCUUCCUGCUGACAGUCACCCUGCCCAUCUCCAUGAUUCUCAUCCACGCCUCCUUUCGCCUCCGGAACCUCAAGAAUAAAAUCGAGAACAAGAUCGAGAGCAUUGGGCUGAAGCGGACGCCCAUGGGGCUACUGCUGGAGGCGAUGGGCCAAGAACAAGAAGCUGGCUCUUAAGGAGCGAGACGGGACCCCCCCCCCCGGCCGUCCUUCCCACCAGCCCCUCACCGUUGCCUCGGGCCUGCGCUUCGCUACUCUCCUACACGCCCGCUCGCGCUACCGCGAAGAUGCAGCAUCCCCCUGAGU
Molecule: messenger RNA, 666 nt
Organism: Emys orbicularis (European pond turtle)
Lineage: Eukaryota; Metazoa; Chordata; Testudines; Emydidae
Gene: PRAF2
Product: PRA1 domain family member 2
Exons: 3
Coding region: 1-537 (178 amino acids)
Cellular component (GO): membrane
Source: RefSeq, a predicted model, not a curated record